Molecule: messenger RNA, 1797 nt
Organism: Hordeum vulgare subsp. vulgare (domesticated barley)
Lineage: Eukaryota; Viridiplantae; Streptophyta; Magnoliopsida; Poales; Poaceae
Product: BTB/POZ and MATH domain-containing protein 1-like
Exons: 5
Coding region: 1-1797 (598 amino acids)
Biological process (GO): protein ubiquitination
Molecular function (GO): protein binding
Source: RefSeq, a predicted model, not a curated record
AUGAGACAUGAUGGCACCCGCACGAACCUCACCGAUGUUGUCCGCUCGGUGCAGCUGCUCAGGGUGAACGGCUACUGCAUGACCAAGACCAUGGACAGCCUCGAGGGCUGCAUCAAGUCCAGGUGGAACGUCUGCGGAUACGACUGGGAGAUCCGCCUGUACUCCGCAGGGCUGCCCGGCCACCAUGCCAUGUACCUUUCAUGGAUAGCGGUGGAGCUCUUCUUCCUUGGCGAAGCCCGCACGCGCAACGUGAAGGCGACUUUCAGCUGUCGCCUGGUAGAUCCGAGGGGAAAGCUUAAACCAUCCGAAGAAAGGAGUCAUGCUGGAAAGUUCAGGAGCCAGCAGGACACGUCGCGUCCAAUUCUGCUCAUUGAAAGAAGCGCCCUAGAAAAGUCGGGCUAUCUCAGGGACGAUUCGUUCACCGUGCAGUGCGCCAUCACAGUGCUCAAGGACAUACCCGAUCUGCCUGCAACGAUCUCGGUCAGGGGAAUAACGGAGGUGCCAUCGUCAAACUUGCACCGGCACCUCGGCGAGAUUUUGGAGAGCGGGACCGGAGCGGACGUCACGUUCAUUGUCUCCGGCGAGUCCUUCGCCGCGCACAAGGCCAUACUCGCCGCAAGGUCCCCCGUGCUCAUGGCCGAGUUCUUCGGGGAAAUGAAGGAGAAGAGAACUGGACGGGCCGAGGUCAAGGACAUGAAGGCGGCGGCAUUCAAGGCCAUGCUGCACUUCGUCUACACCGACACGGUGCCCGAACUUGCUGACGAGAAGACGGAGACGGUGACGGCUAUGGCUCAGCAUCUGCUUGCUGCUGCUGACAGGUACGGGCUUGACAGGCUCAAGCUGAUUUGUGAAGGCAGGCUCUCUGGUGGCAUCAGCGUCGACACGGCGGCGACGACUCUGGCUCUAGCGGAGCAGCAUAACUGUUCCCUGCUCAAGGCGCAGUGUUUGGAGUUUAUAGUCAGAACUCCGGCGACUCUUGGUUCUGUCAUGGCAACGGACGGGUAUCAGCACCUGGAGGCAAGCUGCCCCUCGGUGUUGCGCGAGCUUCUCAAGUCCGCUCGUGGCAGAAAGCGCACGCGUGUCGGUCGCCGCCACCGCUAUGGGAUCUGCCCGGCCGCCGGCGAAGAAGAUGAGCAAGGUUUUGGGCGUGAAGCGGAAAAAAGUUCCUACGAAAAAGCCGGCGUCUUCGUCCACUCCCUCCGCCCCGACGAGAUGUUCCGCGACGAUGCCUUCAACGACGCUACUUCCAUCGUAGGUGAGGUGUUUGAUGAAAUGGCUAGGAGCGGCGGUUCGAACAAUGUCGUUGCCGAGUUUGUGAACUUGUUGGACACCAACGGCGUCGACAUCGAUCAAGCCUCGUUCGCUGAUUUUGAUUACAAUGAAAUGGAGGGUGACGUGGAUGAUCACGAUGGUGAAGAUGAAGUGAAGGAGGACAAAAUUGCCCAACAACGGUACAAAGAGAUGGAAACUUCCCAAAGUAUUUUUUUUAAACUAGAGCAUUGUUUGGAUAUGCUUAAAGACUACGACAAGUGGAAGUUGAUUGACAAAGAAUCUCCACUGAAGAGAGGUUCAUUUAUGAACAUGGAUGGAGAUGAAGAUGAUGAUGGCUCAAGAAACUUGAACAAGCCCGAUGAUGACAAGAAGACAAAGGAGACGAUCAAGAGGGAACACGAAGCAUCGAGCUUGCCGGACAAGAUAGAUGCCAUGGUGCAAUCAAAUGAGUUGAUGCUAGCAAAGACAUUGGAGACAAAUAAAGAGUUGGCCGAGAAGAAGGCACGACAGAAGCAAGAGAGGUGA